AUGGCGAGCAACGUACGCUGCGGAGCUGCCGCGCUCGGUCGAUUGCGCGGCCAAGCCCACAGCACCCACCACCACCUUGUCAACACGUACACCACCGCCGCCUGCGCCGGCAACCUCGCCAACGGCCGCGCCGCCGCCCGACCAACAACAGCUGAACCACUGCUGCGCGUCGCCGACGCGGCACGCCGGCCUCAACGCAGGCACCUGGCAGACUUUGUGCGCGGGACGACCCCGGACGGCACGCCAUACAAGGUGCCGCUCAAGAGUCCCAAGGUCGUCGGCGUGGUGUCGUCUCGUGGAGAGCGAGCAUACCAAGAGGACGCGACGGCAGUGUGCGCGCUCGAGCUCAACCCCGAGGAACUGGCACGCUCGUUGUCACGGGGCACGACAUGGGACCCGGUCAAGGCCGGACCUCUUGCUGGCCAAGUGUCCUUUUUCGGCAUCUACGACGGGCACGGGGGCAGGCAGGUGUCCCAGUUCUUGCAGCACAAGCUGGCAGCCUUGGUCGAGAGCGUGACUCCGGCAGACAUCCAGCCAGUGGUGGAGAGCACGGUCGAGCUGGGCGGAUACUUUCGCCGCUGGCGAGGCGGACCCCUGCGCCGGUUUACAGAGUGGACCCUCGGCGAGCGGGCUGGCGAGAACGACCUGUUGACAAUCGAGGAGCGGUUGACGCUGGCGUUCUUGAAGGCGGACAUGGAAAUCCGCACCGAGAUUGAGCAGGCUGAACACUGCGGAUCGACAGCCACGGUCGUCCUGGUACACUCACUCGACACGCCCGCCCAGCCCCACUGGGCUACCAAGCGGUUGCACUUGACCAUGGCUCAGGUCGGUGACACGCGCGCCCUCUUGUGCAACGUCAAGGACGGCGAAGUCAUCGCCCUUACCGACCGCCACCACGCCGAGGCGCGUGUCGAAGCCGACCGUCUGCGCAGCAUGGGUGCCGACCGAUUGAUCUCGGACAGCUUUGGCGAGACGCGCUGGAUGGGCGCGAUUGAGAACACUCGCGGCUUUGGUGAUACCCAGUGGAAGGCGUCCGGUGUGACGUGCGAGCCCGAAGUCACCACGCGCGUUGUUGAUGGCGACGAGAACGCAUACCUCAUACUGGUCACUGACGGCCUGACGUCCAUGCUCUCGGACCAGGAACUGGUCGACCUGGCCCGUCGCUCUGCCGACCCAACGCGCGCGGCAAAGACCGUCAUCCACUUUGGCGAGGACCUCGGCGCCCGCGAUAACUGUACCUGCGUCGUCGUCCCGCUGGCUGGGUGGGGCAAGGUCACUGGUCCAGACACGACCGAGGCGAGGCCGGCAGUGAGCCGAUACCCUACCUAG
Apiotrichum porosum is the source of this 1329-nucleotide messenger RNA. RefSeq lists its product as uncharacterized. Lineage: Eukaryota; Fungi; Basidiomycota; Tremellomycetes; Trichosporonales; Trichosporonaceae. Gene Ontology annotation, biological process: protein dephosphorylation. Bases 1 to 1329 code for a protein of 442 amino acids. The transcript is spliced from 7 exons. The record is from RefSeq and is a predicted model, not a curated record. Gene Ontology annotation, molecular function: protein serine/threonine phosphatase activity; cation binding.